AGGGAGAGGGAGAGAGCGAGAGCGAGAAAAGAAAAAACCUCAUAUCCUCGGCGAUCCUUUGUGCGGCUCUAUGUGUGUGUGUGCGGCAAGCAAAUAAAUGCUUUUGCAACGCUUUUUUAGCCAUUUUAUCUCGAGUCGAAAUACUGUAAAAAAUUGUAAAAUGGAUUUACGUUUCGUAUUCAUCGUUAUACUGCUGAAGUGGACCUAUGCACAAGGCUCACAUCCGCCGCGAAUAGUGGAACACCCCAUAGAUACGACCGUGCCGCGACACGAGCCCGCAACGCUUAAUUGCAAGGCAGAGGGCUCGCCCACGCCCACAAUUCAGUGGUACAAGGAUGGCGUACCACUCAAGAUACUGCCCGGAUCGCACCGCAUCACCCUGCCGGCGGGCGGAUUGUUUUUCCUCAAGGUUGUCAAUUCACGUCGCGAAACAGAUGCUGGCGUCUACUGGUGCGAGGCCAAGAACGAGCUGGGCGUGGCACGGAGUCGCAAUGCGACGCUGCAAGUGGCGGUGCUGCGCGAUGAGUUUCGCCUGGAGCCACAGAACACGCGCAUCGCACAGGGUGACACAGCGCUGCUGGAGUGUGCUGCGCCGCGGGGCAUACCGGAACCGACGGUCACGUGGAAGAAGGGCGGCCAGAAAUUGGAUUUGGAGGGCACGAAGCGUAUACGCAUCGUUGAUGGCGGCAAUUUGGCCAUACAGGAUGCACGUCAAAGUGACGAGGGUCAAUACCAGUGCAUUGCCAAGAAUCCGGUCGGUGUGCGCGAAUCAUCCCUGGCCACGCUCAAAGUACAUGUUAAGCCCUACAUCAUACGCGGACCACAUGAUCAAACGGUUCUCGAAGGCGCCUCCGUCACAUUUCCCUGCCGUGUGGGCGGGGAUCCCAUGCCGGAUGUGCUAUGGCUGCGCACAGCCUCCGGCGGCAACAUGCCCCUAGACCGUGUCAGCGUCCUGGAGGAUCGCAGCCUGCGCCUGGAGCGAGUCACAAUUGCGGAUGAGGGCGAAUACAGCUGCGAAGCCGAUAAUGUGGUCGGCGCCAUUACAGCAAUGGGCACCCUGACGGUGUUUGCACCCCCGAAAUUCAUACAACGACCCGCCAGCAAAUCAGUUGAGCUCGGAGCGGACACCUCGUUCGAGUGCCGUGCCUCGGGCAAUCCAAAGCCCACCAUAUUCUGGACAAUCAAGAACAACAGCACGCUGAUCUUUCCCGGGGCACCGCCACUGGAUCGCUUUCACAGCCUGAACACCGAGGAGGGGCACUCGAUCUUGACAUUGACGCGCUUCCAGCGCACCGACAAGGAUCUGGUCAUCCUGUGCAACGCCAUGAACGAGGUGGCUAGCAUCACGUCGCGGGUGCAGCUCACUCUCGACUCGCAGGAGGAUCGGCCGCCGCCGAUAAUCAUCGCGGGACCCGUGAACCAAACGCUGCCCGUCAAGAGUCUGGCCACGCUGCAGUGCAAGGCGAUUGGCCUGCCCAAUCCGACGAUCUCCUGGUACCGCGAUGGCAUCCCCGUGCAGCCCAGUGCCAAGCUGAACAUCACGACUGCCGGAGAUCUGAUUAUAUCCGACCUGGACCGGCAGCAGGAUCAGGGCCUCUACACCUGCGUGGCCAGCUCGCGGGCCGGCAAGUCCACCUGGAGCGGCUUCCUGCGCAUCGAGCUGCCCACCAACCCGAACAUCAAGUUCUAUCGCGCGCCCGAGCAGAGCAAGUGCCCCUCUGCCCCCGGUCAGCCGACAGUGCUGAAUGCCACUGCCUCAGCCAUGACAAUCGUGUGGCCCACGAGCGACAAGUUGGGCGCCUCGCCCUUCCUCGGCUACAGCGUGGAGAUGUACUGCACGAACAAGAGCAAGACCUGGAUCCCCAUUGCCAGCAGGCUGAGCGAGCCCAUUGUGACAGUGGAGCGGCUGGAGGCGGGCGCCGCCUACAUGUUCAUUGUGCGCGCCGAGAACGCGCUCGGCUUCUCGCCCCCCUCGCCCAUCUCGGAGCCAAUCACAGCCGGGCAGCUGGUGGGCGCCAGCUCCUCCAGCUCGGCCAGCUCGCAGCUGAUGCUCAGCGAUGUGGAGACGCUGCUGCAGGCGAACGACAUUGUCGAGCUGCUCGAGGCGAAUGCCAGCGACUCGACCUCCGUUCGGCUGGCCUGGGACAUUGACAGCGGCCAGUACAUCGAGGGCUACUAUCUGUACGCCAGAGAGCUGCGCUCCUCGGAGUACAAGAUGCUGACGCUGCUCAACAAGGGGCAGGGGCUGAGCUCGUGCACGGUGCCCGGUCUGGCGAAGGCUUCUACGUAUGAGUUUUUUCUUGUGCCAUUUUACAAGAGCGUCGUAGGCAAACCCUCCAACUCGAGACAGGCUCGCACCAUGGAAGAUGUGCCCGAGGCGCCGCCGUUCGGCAUGGAGGCCAUCCAAUUUAAUCGCACCUCCGUCUUCCUCAAAUGGCUUGCGCCACAGCCGAAUCGCACGCACAACGGCGUUCUCACCAGCUACAAUGUGCUCGUGAAAGGUCUGGACGUGCACAAUACGACGCGUAUAUUCAAAAAUAUGACCAUCGAUGCGGCGACCCCGACUCUCCUGCUGGCCAACCUCACCACGGGCGUCACCUACUACAUAGCCGUGGCGGCGGCCACACGCGUGGGCGUCGGGCCCUUCAGCAAGCCGGCUGUGCUGCGCAUCGAUGCGCGGACCCAAUCGCUGGACACCGGCUAUACACGCAGCUAUCCCAUCAGUCGUGAUAUAGCCGAUGACUUUUUAACGCAGACCUGGUUUAUCGUCCUGCUGGGCUCCAUCAUAGCCAUAAUUGUGUUUCUAUUGGGCGCAUUGGUUCUAUUCAAGCGCUAUCAAUUUAUCAAGCAGACCUCGCUGGGCAGCUUACAUGGUAAUCACGCAAUCGGCACCGUGCGAAAGUUUCCAACGCUUCCGAUGAAUGGCGCCGGAGCAGGAGUUGGCGGCGUCGGCGGCUGCGGCGGUGUUGGUGGUGGCAACUCUGUUGGCGUUGGCUGUGGCGCUGGUGGCAAUUCAGGUGGCUCCAGUGGCCUCUGGAUCGAUCCCAGCGGCGGCGUUUGGCGACAGGCGGGCUCCGGCUCCACGACAAAGGACCAACUUCCGGGCUAUGCCCAGGCCACAGCGCAACAAGGCGGACAGCCGAGACAACAACAAGGACAAUCAAAUACCCAACAGCCGCUGCCUGACUAUGAGAGACUGUCCCCGCUGAAUAUGCCGGACUAUGCGGAAGUGGCCUGCUCGACAUUCAAAAGCCCCCACAACAACAAUGCAGCGCCGGCUUCCGGUGGCUCGUCGCUGUACGAUAGCUGCGGCGCGUAUGCGACAACGAAUGUGGUGGCCAAUGUGAAGCUCUACCAGAACCGCUAUGCCACAAAGCCGGCCAGCGGCAGCAAUGGAGGCAACACUGAUUACCAAUCGGCGGGCAUGUACUCGGCGCCGGCCAGCGCGCAUUACGGGUGCCUGGAGGCCAAUCCAAUGACCAUAUCGACGGCCUCGACGGCUCUGGUGGGCAACUCGCCGGCCAAGCUGAAGAAGAUCAAUAUCACCGAGAACAAGCUGGAGCAGCAGCUGCAGCAGAACGAGACGGCGACGAUGAAGACGACGACGACGAUGCCGAAGACGGAGCGCACGAAUCCCUUCAAUCAGCAGCAGCAGCUGCUGCUCGCCAGCAACGCCCUGAAGCAGGGCCUGGGCGCCUAUGCGAACACCACGCUGGCGGCUCAAAUAGCCAGCGGCGGUGGGGCCGGCACGCUGAGGCGCCAGCGUCAGCCGAAGACGCUCUUCAAGAGCGAGAACAACAUCCUGGGCAAGUCGAGCAGGCAGCAGCCAGCAAACAACGUGGACUAUCUAACCGGCGGACCGCCAGCAUCGUCGGCCACUGGAGCCGAUCAAUUGGACGCCGACUUCUCGGCCCUGUGCAAUUCGACGAAUCAGCUGCUCAACGACUGGAGCUCCAAUGACUUCCAUCACUUCGGCAGCAAGCAGCCCAGCAAGCAGCAUCUGUAUGUCAAGGCCAAGGAUGGCACCUGGUCCGCGGUCAGCUCCGAUGCCUAUCAGACCUUCAAGCAGCAGCAGCAGCAACAACAGCAGCAGCAGCAAUUCCAUGGCGGCUCAGGUGACAACAAGCUGCCCCUGCUGAUAGCCAAUCCCGCCCAUAGCUCGAGUAGCCUAGCGUCUGAUAGCAAAUUCCUGAGUAGCUUCGGCACCAGCGCCAAUGUCUAAGCACCUAUACAUAUAUCUAUGCAUAUAUAUAUAUAUAUAUCGGAAGGGGAUUAUCUAGAGAAAUCCCUUGAGUUGUGUUUUUGCUCAGUAGACUUAAGUGAAAGGCUUGAAACGAAAGUUGUGAACUGCAUUUGGGUAAGAGCUGGCUGAGGGCAAGCUACAUUAUACAUUACAUUAUAGGUGUUGGACUACAAAAAGGGUUAGUGAGAGUGUCAGAGAGGGAGGGGGAGAAAGAGAGAGUGAAAUAUCUGUAAUUGUAAGAGAAGACAACUUAACAGAACUGGGAACAUGUUAAAGUGAAUGAGAUUCCAAUCAGUGAGCAAGUUAAAAGUGAACUGUUAAAUAACAUGGACUACAGUGAAUAUAAAGGGAAGAUCAGAGUUAGCUGAAUUUGAAAAGCUCAAGAGACAUCAAAAAGUGCACAUGAAGCCAGAAUCUCAAUUCGCUGCAGAAAACUUGCUGUUAAUAUAACGCUUAUAGACUAUGCAAUGAUAACAGAGUUUUGGAAUGUUAAAGUCACUCCAUUGUUAACAGUAUUAGCCGCUGCAAGAGAGCUUUGGAAUGUAAACAGUCUCUAAUAGCAGUUCAUAUUCCAAAGUCUCUGUUGUCGAUAACAUUGCAAACAGACUUAAGUGAAUUGCGCAAUGUUAAGUUAACAGUGAAACAGGCAAACUGUGAAGCUAACAACUGAACAGAAACUGGAGGCUAACAUAGUCUGUAAUGCGAAUAGCCUGCGCUGGAUGGGGUAAUAUCUGUUAACAGCCAAACAAAUUGUACAGUGCGCAAUGCUUGACGAAGAGCUUGGUAUGUUAAUUUAUACUAAUUAUAGCUGUGCAUUUUUAUGUUAACUCAGAGUUGAGAUUUAAAAGAAUAUCGAUUAAUGCUUAACUUUUACUUUUACAUCUUUCCAAUCCAUGGAACUCUACAGGCUUUAAGCUAUCCGCAUUCUAGAAUCUCACAGACUAGCUAAACAUAAAUUGCAAAUCAAUCAAUAUAGUUUGCACACCCACAUAAAUAGUUUGCACUCACAGAACUCCCAUAGAUAAACCUAAAAACUCUUUAGUAAAUCCCAAAUCAACUUAAGAGUAGCUAACGCCCGCUAGACUAGAUAAACCCGUAAUGCCAGUUCGAUUUCCACAACAACGAAAAGGUGAGUGUGUCAUAUAUGA
This is a messenger RNA of Drosophila arizonae, 5391 nucleotides long. It is a transcript of the gene robo3, whose product is annotated as roundabout 3. Lineage: Eukaryota; Metazoa; Arthropoda; Insecta; Diptera; Drosophilidae. Gene Ontology annotation, cellular component: plasma membrane; axon. Gene Ontology annotation, biological process: dendrite self-avoidance; homophilic cell-cell adhesion; axon guidance. Gene Ontology annotation, molecular function: cell-cell adhesion mediator activity. The record is from RefSeq and is a predicted model, not a curated record.